Messenger RNA from Elephantulus edwardii (Cape elephant shrew), 441 nucleotides. Its product is annotated as protein FAM13A-like. Bases 1 to 441 code for a protein of 146 amino acids. The record is from RefSeq and is a predicted model, not a curated record. NCBI's taxonomy places the organism in Eukaryota, Metazoa, Chordata, Mammalia, Macroscelidea, Macroscelididae. Gene Ontology annotation, biological process: signal transduction. The transcript has 2 exons.
AUGACUGACUGCUCUUUGUUCUUACGUACUUUUAAGCAAAGCAAAGCAGCAGUUCGACUGAAAGAAGAUAUGAAAAAGAUAGUGACGGUGCCACUGAAUGAGCUGAGAGAUUCCACUUACACAAAGUUAUUUGGCAUCAGCCUCGAAGACCUUCAUCAGCAGGGCCUCACUGAGAAUGGUGUUCCGGCUGUAGUGUGGCACAUAGUGGAGUACUUGACACAGCACGGACUUGCCCAGGAAGGUCUUUUUAGAGUGAAUGGUAACGUGAAGGUGGUGCAACAACUUCGCCUGAAGUAUGAGAGUGGCACACAUGUGGAGCUUGGGAAAGAUGGCGACGUUUGCUCAGUAGCCAGUCUGCUGAAGCUCUUCCUGAGGGAGCUGCCAGAAAGACUGAUUCCAUCAGAGCUACACCCUCAAUUCCUUCAGCUUCUUCAGGGUUAG